AUGUUGCAAGGGUUUCCAUCUGACCAGGCACUCUAUGAGAUUGCGCGCAGCAAGCGCUGCCGCUUGCUGAAUUGGGCACCCUACUUCGACCAGCAGGGCUUUUGGGAAUUCCGGCUGAGCGAUUUGCAGACGCUGCUGGACCAGAAUGUCAGUUUGGAGGCACCGCUGAGAAUGUUGAUCCUCAACUCCCCCCACAAUCCCACGGGUGCUGCGUUCGACCAAAGUCAGCUGGACGCAGUCUCCGAGUUGCUGAUGUAUGGUGAUAUGCUCGGUCCACAAGCGCCGAGCAUGGUGGGCAAGAGGCAUGUCCUUCUCAUGUCUUUGUUUGCGAUCUUUCUGUCUCCCGGUCUUCCUGCCGUCGUCUUCUCGUCAUGCCAUCAUGCUGGUUCCGACAAGAAACACUUUGACAGCAUCACCUCCUUGCGCGACUACACCACGCUGUGCCUACCUCCACACAGCGAGAUCCUCUCCAUAAUCGCACUGCGCAAUCCGGAUUCCUUCUUGUCGCGAAACCGCGACAUUGCGGCGAAGAACUACCCAGUCUUGCAGUCUGUACUGCAGUCUUUACCUCAGUGGUUCUAUCCUCUGAACCAACAUCGGCACAACGAUCGCCUCGCCAGCUGGCGUGCAACCGUGGUCUUCGCGCGGCUGAAGCUCCCGCUAGGUGGAGUCGCCGGCAACGCCUCACCCCAGCUGAAGUCGGCCGCCGCCCUCGCCGAGCAGGAGCACAGCAUCUGCAUGGUUGUCAGCGACUUCUUCGAAUUCGACA
Molecule: messenger RNA, 769 nt
Organism: Symbiodinium sp. CCMP2456
Lineage: Eukaryota; Dinophyceae; Suessiales; Symbiodiniaceae
Source: the annotation of a GenBank genome assembly